GGGGGGGGGGGGGGUCCCGCGGGGCUCUCACCGCCCGCUGAACCUCCGCCUUCCCGCAGGGCGCGGGCAGUGUCUGCGGGCCCGCAGCGGCGGCCCGUCCGUGCGGCAGGGCAGGGCACGGCUCGGCUCGGCUCGGCUCGGCCGCCUCCUUGGGCUGGGACAGCUGGAGCGCUGCCGCCGUCAGUGUGGCAGCUAAAACAGCUUUAAAGAAUGAGGCGAUAACCCUAAAACAUCGAACCAAGCUUUGAAGUUUCAUCAUCCUUGUCAAGAUCUGGAAGUGCAGCUCAAGAUAUGGCAGUGCCCAUAAACCACUAGUGGGCUGAAGAGAUGUUUUUGACAGGAGGCUUGAAAUCUCUCCUUCCCCAUGUGCUAAGAAGAAUAAUUCGAUGCAACAGACUGAGUAUUAGUAAUACUUCUGGAAUGGCAGAAGGCUAUAAACAGGCCAAUGUUGUGAUUUUGCACAAGUCCCUGGCUGAUGACUUUGAGAAGUUUUGCCAUGCAAAUAAUGGACCUCUGCCGCUGCUGUACAGAAGUAAACCAGGUGAUUGGAAAUGUCCUUCUCUGAGUAGUGAUUCUGAUAUCAGAACUGACUGCCUACAGUACAAAAUAUAUGAGCAUGGAGCUUGUACUGGAUCACUGAAAAGCCUAAAGGAGUAUUCUGAACAACUUAAGGACAUGGUGACUUUUUACUUAGGCUGCAGUUUCUCUUUCGAAAAAGCAGUCCAAAAUGCUGGCAUUCCCAUAAGAAACGUUGAGCAAAAAUGUAAUAUAAGCAUGUAUAAGGUAAGUAUAUGCACACUCACCAUCAGUGAGGAUGAUGAAUUCCAUAGAACCCUUCUAGAGGCACAAAAGUUUUUGUAUGCGUGGAACUGGCAUGCUGCUUCUGUAGAAGUGGGUCUGCUGGGAAUACCAGAUCUUUCCAAACCAGACUAUGGAGAUCCAGUUCACCUUCACCCUGGUGAUAUUCCAGUGUUUUGGGCCUGUGGAGUAACAGGAGUAGAAGCAGUCAUCAACUGCAGAGCUCCAUUAGCUUUUACUCAUUAUCCUGGCUGCAUGUUCAUUACUGACCUAAAGAAUGACAACGUCACAGUCAGAUCCUCAAGAGAAGUCCCACAAGUCCACUGCAUUUCUCAAGAUCCUCUGCAUUAUAGUAUUGUGUCAGCAGAAGCAGCCCAAAAGAUAAAGACUCUAGAGACUCUAAUUGGAAUAGAUCCAGGAGACCGGGGUAUAAUUCAUCUACGCUGCCAAGAUGAGCUGCUGAAGGCUUGCCUGUCCAUCUCCCAUGCUCGGUCGGUGCUGAUAACAACUGGAUUUCCUACCCACUUCACUUAUGAGCCACCGGAAGAGAAUGAUGGGCCCCCAGGAGCCCUCGCUAUUGCAGCUAUGUUGCAGGCCUUGGAGAAAGAGGUUGCCAUAGUAACAGAUCAGAGAGCCAUGAAUCUGAAUAAAAAGAUUAUUGAAGAGGCUGUUCAACUAGGAAUCCUGAAGAGACCUGUCCCUCUAUUGAGUUAUCAAAGGGAAAAUGCUAAUUCAGCUUUAAUGUUUUUGUGUGAGAAUGGGAAUCCUGGAAGACCUAGAUUUGAUCACCUGAUAGCAAUAGAGCGUGCUGGGAUGGCUGCUGAUGGAAAUUAUUACAAUGCCAGGAAAGUUAACAUUAAACAUCUAGUGGAUCCCAUAGAUGAACUAUUUUUAGCUGCACAAACCAUUCCAGGAAUCACAACAACAGGUGUUGGAGAUGGAGGAAAUGAAUUAGGAAUGGGCAAAGUAAAAGACGCUGUAAAGAAGCACAUAAAAAAUGGAGAUGUUAUAGCUUGUGACGUUGAAGCCGAUUUUACUAUUGUAGCUGGGGUCUCUAACUGGGGAGGCUAUGCCAUUGCUUGUGCUCUGUAUAUUCUCAGCACUUGUGAAAUACAUGACCGCUAUCUGAGGAAAGCUGUUGGGUUUCCACAGUUAUCGAAGAAGAUGGUCUGGCUAUUGGCACUUCCAUCGGUUACCAAGGAAGAAAAGCUUCUGAAAACACUUGUGCGGCACAGGGUCCGCAGUGGAAAAACUGCCAGUCUAGAAAUGGAAGUGGACGGGCUGCCCUUCUACAACACCCAUUUGCUUAUGAUUGAAAAGCUGCUGCAAGAAGCGCAGCAGUGACUGCCCCAAAUGAUUUCUAUAUCAAGAGUUGUUCCCAUGUUAUUUCCUUAUUCCCUAGGCUCUCACAAGAUACAUAAGAUCGGAAAAAGAUGACUUUUCAUCUCUGGUGUCUUGGCCACGCGCAACCUUUCAUUGUUAUCCUUACAACAUCUCUGUGAAGCGAGAAGGGGAUAUCAUCAUGAUGAUUUGGUCUACCUUUCUUUUCUGUAAUGUUACAAUGGAUAAUGGAUAUGAAAUGAUAUUAUAUACUAAGAGGUGAUCUGGCUUUUACAAAGAAAGCUUGUCAUUAAAAUGAAAUAUUAUUGCA
Messenger RNA from Harpia harpyja (harpy eagle), 2449 nucleotides. RefSeq names its product D-glutamate cyclase (gene DGLUCY). The record is from RefSeq and is a predicted model, not a curated record. The transcript is spliced from 15 exons. Gene Ontology annotation, molecular function: D-glutamate cyclase activity. Bases 328 to 2142 code for a protein of 604 amino acids. NCBI's taxonomy places the organism in Eukaryota, Metazoa, Chordata, Aves, Accipitriformes, Accipitridae. Gene Ontology annotation, biological process: glutamate metabolic process.